This is a messenger RNA of Carlito syrichta (Philippine tarsier), 426 nucleotides long. Its product is annotated as cystatin-13-like. NCBI's taxonomy places the organism in Eukaryota, Metazoa, Chordata, Mammalia, Primates, Tarsiidae. The transcript is spliced from 3 exons. The record is from RefSeq and is a predicted model, not a curated record. The coding region runs from base 1 to 426 and encodes 141 amino acids. Gene Ontology annotation, molecular function: cysteine-type endopeptidase inhibitor activity.
AUGGUCAGGCUGUGCUGGGCCCUGCUGCUCCUGGCAGCUGCUCUGUCCCUGGCACUGAGAACGAGCCAUGCCUGGGACUCGAAGAAGGUGGUGAGGCCAUUCCAGGACAUCCCUGAGAAUUAUGUCUACGUGCAGCAGGCGCUGUGGUUCGCCAUGAAGGAAUACAACAAGGCCAGCAGGGACAUGUACAACUUCAGGGUGGUGGAGGUUAUGAGGACCCAGGAGCAGGUGACAGAUAGUUUGGAGUACUACAUUGAUGUCAACAUUGCCAGAACAAUGUGCAAGAAAAUUUCUGGAGAAAAUAAAGACUGCUUGUUUCAAGAAGAUCCUAAAAUGAAAAAGAUGGUUUUUUGUACCUUUAUUGUUGCAUCCAAACCAUGGAAAUUAGAACUCACUAUGCUGAAGAAGGAAUGCAGAGAUAUAUAG